Messenger RNA from Syngnathus typhle (broad-nosed pipefish), 1771 nucleotides. RefSeq names its product F-box protein 25 (gene fbxo25). Gene Ontology annotation, molecular function: protein binding. NCBI's taxonomy places the organism in Eukaryota, Metazoa, Chordata, Actinopteri, Syngnathiformes, Syngnathidae. Gene Ontology annotation, cellular component: SCF ubiquitin ligase complex; nucleus; cytoplasm. The record is from RefSeq and is a predicted model, not a curated record. The coding region runs from base 227 to 1294 and encodes 355 amino acids. The transcript is spliced from 10 exons. Gene Ontology annotation, biological process: protein ubiquitination.
GUCGUCAACAUUACCAGCAGCAGAGGGAGAAGAGAAGAGAAGAGAAGAGAAGAGAAGAGAAGAGAAGAGAAGAGAAGAGAAGAGAAGAGAAGAGAAGAGAAGAGAAGAGAAGAGAAGAGAAGAGAAGAGAAGAGAAGAGAAGAGAAGAGAAGAGAAAGCGCUUGCCUGCUCACUCUUGCACUCCCUCCCUCCGUCCCCCAGCGAACGAGGGAGGGAGGGAGGGAGGAUGCCUUUCUUGGGCAAGGACUGGAGGUCACCAGGAUGGAGCUGGACCAAAACGGAACACGGCUGGAAGAGGAUCAUCUUCUACGGCCACGACAUGGACGACAUCCACCGGGAGAUUGAAUUCCCCUGCGGUGACGGAGACGAGGAGUUUGCGCAAGGCGUUUGCCAGUUGGCCAGCUUGAAGAAGAGAAAGGACUUGUACAACCACAAGACCAAGUCUCAGUUUGUUUUCAGGGACAAGUGGAUCUACGUGCAGAAAGACAGCACAAAAGAGCGUCACGGCUAUUGCACUCUGGGAGAGGCGCUGAACCGCCUGGACUUUUCCAGCGCCGUCCACGACUUAAGGAGGUUCAACUACGUGGCUAAGCUUUUCCAGCUGAUAGCCAGAUCCCAGCUGACCUGCCUGAGCGGGGCAGCCCAGAAGAACUACUUCAACAUUUUGGAGAAGAUCGUUCGAAAGGUGGUGGAGGAGCACUACAAUCCGCGGCUGGUCAAGGAGCUGCUGCAGGACCUGAGCGCCGCGCUGCGCAAGCUGACGCUGCACGUGGGCCGAUGCGUGCUGGUGGGCAACGUGGACGUCUGGCUCCGUCGACUAGACAACAUUCUUAGGUGGCAGCGGCAGCUCGAUGACUUGCACAUCCCCAAGCAAAUGUGCUCGGGCGUGUCCUUCAGCGACCUGCCGCUGUACACGCACAACAAGAUCCUGUACAACCUCUCGGACGCCUGCGACAUCAUCAACCUGGGACAGGCCACGCCCACGCUGCACGUGCUCAGCGAGGACCGCACGCUGUGGAAGCGGCUGUGCCAUUUCCACUUCUCGGACAAGCCGCACCUCUCUCGGCAUUCGCUCCUCACCAAGAACGACGGCGGCGUCGACUGGAAGCUGAUGUACUUCACCCUGCACAAGCGUUACCCCGUCAAGGAGCAGUACGGCGACACCUUGCACUUCUGCAGGCACUGCAGCGUCCUCUUCUGGAAGGACUGCGGCCACCCGUGCACGGCCAACGACCCCGACGGCUGCCUGCUGCCCAUCUCGCCGCAACACUUCAUCGACCUCUUUCGCUUCUAGACGAACCGCCCGGCCCCGCCCCGCCCCCCGCAGCGUCCCAAGCCGUGAGUGUACCAGAUCCAAACCUUGUUUACCCUUUGGGCUCAGAACGAGGCGCGCUUGAAUACGCGGAGACGGGAAACAAUCCAAGCGCUGUGUGUAAAUAUCCAUGUAGAAAGUGUCUUUUAGAGAGAGUUCAUAUUGACCCACGGCGGGCGAGGGGGGCGGCCAUGUUUUGUGCUUCAUAACGGAGCACCCGCGUCUGUUGACACUUAUUUUGUCAGUCAAAGAGUUGUCAAAGGCAAAUGUUAUUUAUGGCCGUCGUGGAACUUUUGUAUCCGUCUUGCAAUUUUUUUGUAAUCUUUCUGCGUCUUUCUGGGGACCAGCGUGACUAAAUGGAUGGAUGGAUGGAUGGAUGGAUGGAUGGAUGGAUGGAUGGAUGGAUGGAUGGCCGCCCACCCAUCUUCUUUCUUUAUUAAAGAAUUUAUUAUUCUGGCA